AAACCACGCCCCCUUUAAAUCCCAGUGUCGUGCGAAUUGUUAUUCUGUCACGUAUUCUUCGUUUCUGCAGUCCUUCCGUGGUUCUUCCCAGACAUGUAGACUCCGAGCCCCGCCGCAGAGAUGGUCCACGUCUAUAACUGUCACCCGUUCGCGUCCCAGCACAUCGUGUCGGCGGAGCAGGAGCCCGGGCUGGUGUGCUGCGGCGGCGGGGCGCUGUUCGUCGUGAGCGCCGGAGGCUGCAGGAUCGAGGCGUACGAGCUGCAGCGGGAGGGAUGUCCGCUCAUCUGCCGCUUCAGCAGCAUGGGCUCCGUGCUCAGCAUCCGCCACUGCGCCGCGGGGGACUACCUGGUGACCAUCGAGGAGAAGAACAAGGCCACGUAUCUCCGGGCCUACACUAACUGGAGGUACCAGGCUGUGGAGAAGACUCGUGUUGGGGUGCGUCUGCUGGGUCACCUCCUGCGGGGCUCGUCCUUCCGAGGGACUCCCAAAGAGCAGAUGGAGAUUAUAGAGAUCCCUCUGUUCGAGCCGCCGCUGUGUAUGGCCUGCUGCAGUCUUACCGGUGAUCUUCUGGUGGGCUGUGCCAAGAGCCUGGUGGUCUUCAGUCUGAAGCGUCAGACACUGAGCGAGCAGCUCUCUGUGCUGGACUUCGAGAGGGUCCUGAUUCUUCACAUCCAGGGCUGGAGCCCAUCUCAAGUGGCCUUCUGUGCUGGAUACAUAGCGCUUCAGACAGAGCUGGAGGUGCUGGUGAUAAAGCUCACCCCGCGACAGAAGAGCAGCGCGGCUGCAGAGGAGCACACUCUGCUGCCAGAAGAUAUCAUGAGUGAAACCAGCAUCGAUGAAGACGCAGAGAUGGCAAAAGAUGGAUUCAGCCCCCUCCAUGCACAAGAGGACUUCUUUCUGUUCCCGAGGCACCAGGAGAUGCUGGGGAACGAAGCGCAGGAGUGUGGCAUCUCUUUAGUCCUGGAGUGGACGGGUAUGGAGGCAGAGAGCCAAGGGGACAUGAGUGUGGUCUACAUCUUGUUCAGGCGGUUUGCGCCGGAUUUCUUUCAAGGUUGCAGCAUUGAGGAGACACACUUGCAUUCCUUGCAGCUCCACCCCAUGUUUACUGGUAAACGGGAAGAAGCCUCCAUCUCCAAAGGACGGGAACCUACUUGUAUGUUUGUUUUCUUCUCCUUGCCGAACACUGGCUACAUGUACAGCCUGAAGAACACAGUGGAGCUCGUGUCCACCUACCAGUACCCAGAAAAGACCCAUCAGGCUGUGCUCAGUGACCACUUCCUCUACAUCAUCACCAGGAGUGCUCUCCAGUGUUUCACUGUCAGAUGCAGCGCUGUGGCGGCUCGGGUUGAUGACCCAUACAUCGACACCACCAUGAAGGCCUGUCCUCCCAUCACCAUGGAGGUGUGUGCUCUGAGGAUCCAGCUCUUCAUCGGCCUGAAGCUUCUCUGUCAGGACGGAAAUCAGAUCGUUCUCCUGACAGCAGCAGAUGUGGACAGCAAAGAGGACACGGAGAGGACAGCGCGCAGAAACACUGAAUCGAGGGAACACAGAGCCCUGACGGGCAUUUUAGUAGCUGUAGGUCUAGAGCCGUCCUCAUCGCCCACCCUGGAAAACCUUCUGUCCAGGUCCUUCCUAUCCAGGAAGAGCUCUGUCUGCAAGCCCCCAGAGCCGUCUGACAGCGCUCACGGCUGGAACCUCUACGUCAUCACGUCUGUGUCCACUCUGCAGCUCUACAGAGAAAUAGUGGAGUACAGUAAGCGAUACGAGCAGUCGAGCGCGUCGUCUCAGAGCUGUGUUCACCUGCUGAGCGAGGGUCACCUGCUGCUGAGGACGGCUCUGCUCCUGCAGGACUGUGAGUCUGCCGAGAGAGCACAGCUGCAGCAGGCCUUUCAGGAGAGCUGCGCUCACUUAGGAGACUGCUUCGGCAGGUUUGAGAAGAAGGACUGUCACUUGGCUCUUCCAUACUAUAAGAUGUCAGGCCUCACUGUGACGGAUGUUAUCAAGAGGAACAUGAGCAGCGUCUCAAAUGGUUAUGGCAAAGGAUUCAUCUUCUUCCUGAAGCAUUCGCUCUAUGAGGAAACCAUGGAGGAGCUUAGCAAGGACAUGGCUGAUAAAGUCCUGGAGAUCUUCAGUGUGGCUGAACCCGCUCAGCUUCCUCAUGUGGUGAGCAGCCCGUCCAUGCUGAACGCCGAUCCUGACCGCGCCGUGACCCACCUGAGACGGCUGGAGGCGUCCGGCGCCCCGUCCAUCACCCUGGCCCUGUGUAUGGCCUCGCUGGCCCUGCGCAAAGGGGACCUGCACAGCUACAGCCAGCAGAUGGACCGCCACGCUGAGAUGCUGCAAGUGUACGGCUUCAUAGAAGAGCCCAAACUGCUGCUGCACGGCCGAGGGAAGGCCGUGCUGCCCACCACACUGGCCCAGCACCUGCACCACACACACGAGGGGCUGCUGGUGGCGGCGGUCGUAGCGCUGCACGAGAACAGCAAGAUCCGACUGGAGGAGGCCGAUCUCUUCUUCCAGGAGCUGUGUAAGGACGGCGUGGAGGCUGACAGCAGUCCUCAGUUACUGGUGGAUUUCUGGGAGGCUCUGUUAGUAGCGUCCUCUCAUGACGCCAUCAUCCAGGAGCUGCUGUUUCGUCUCACAUCCGUCUAUAUCGACCGGAUCUCACGCGGGGAUCGCUCCAGCGUCAAAGCCCUCAAAACCGCUGAGGAUCUGAUAAACUCCUGCUCUCAUUACGGGGUGUUGUGUCCGUGGGUGAGCAUCCUGACACCUGUCCAGUUCAACAUCACCCACCACCAGGAGGACCUGCACAAACUACAGUCUCUGCUGUGCGGCCCAUCGCUGGAGGUCUCAUCCAUCCUGCCUCUGCUGGAGCAGCUGAGCGACUCUGACCCCACAGGUCUCAGCAUACACCUGCUCUGUGCCACCAAACUGGGCCAGCACGAGACCUCCAUCAACAGACUCCUAGACCGAUGUCCAGAGGCCAUCAUCUCCUACGCCAACCAUGAGCUGCAGAACCACAAACUGUCUCUGUGGUGGCAGAAGCUUUUCCCUGAGGUCUGUGACAGGAUAAGGACAGGAGGAAAGGACAACACUGUCCUCCUCUCAGCACUCAAAGAAACUCUGGUUGUGGCGGCCAAGGAGCUGAACCCGCUGGAGUUCCUGGACUUGUUGCCCGAUGAUGGAGCGGCUCAUUUCUUCCUGCCACAUCUACUCCAGUGCAGCCAGUGAAAUCUCACGACAGUUAACAUGUAUUUUAGACAAUCAGAGAAUCAACACUAAACCUGUUUAAAGACCAGAUCUGGAUCUACAGUCUUCCUGCUGCUUUGAAUGCUGAUAGCCAAAACAAUAGUUUGUUCAUCUCAUUAGUCAUGUGCGACCGCUGUGAACAUCAUCUGAUUGGAAGUAUGUUACAAUCAUUCAUAUAGUCUGCAAUGUUAUAAGUUUACUUGAAAAAACAAGCACCCUCUUUAUUAUCAGAACAAAUAUAGACAUCAAAAUAUAUUCUGAGAUAUAUAACGAAAUGAUGUGCAAUUAUUACAUUAAAAGUGUUUUUUAAACGCA
This is a messenger RNA of Carassius auratus (goldfish), 3564 nucleotides long. RefSeq names its product HPS3 biogenesis of lysosomal organelles complex 2 subunit 1 (gene hps3). Lineage: Eukaryota; Metazoa; Chordata; Actinopteri; Cypriniformes; Cyprinidae. The transcript has 19 exons. The record is from RefSeq and is a predicted model, not a curated record. Gene Ontology annotation, biological process: organelle organization. Gene Ontology annotation, cellular component: cytoplasm. The coding region runs from base 121 to 3231 and encodes 1036 amino acids.